Prorocentrum cordatum is the source of this 784-nucleotide messenger RNA. The record is from the annotation of a GenBank genome assembly. Lineage: Eukaryota; Dinophyceae; Prorocentrales; Prorocentraceae.
GGGCCCCGCACGGGCACGCGGCCCCGAAAAAGAGCAGGCGUGGGCAGCCUGAGCCUUGGCAGUACUUGGCUCGACCCUCAAGUACUCCACAAAACGACAGUGUACGAACACAGGGAUUGCAGCAGGCACUGACAUGGAUGCGAACCGCACGGUGGCUUUCUUCUGCAGCGAAUCGACGGGGCACGUGAAUCCCAUAUUGGGCGUGGCGGAUGCCAUGACAAAGCAAGGCUGGGAGGUACACUUCUAUGUGCCUCAGGUUUGCAAGCAGUUGGUUGAAGGUGUUGGCGCCAAGUGGCAGCCCAUGGGACACGAUGACUUGACCAUUGAGGAUGCCGCAGUGGAUGCCAUCACGAACAAGUUGGGGAUGGACAUGACUGCAGACAUUCAUGUCAACGUGCUGCCUUUCAGGGUGGUGCCGGCCACCCUGACCGUGCCGCCGUACCUCUUGAAGAGCGUAUCGCGGCUCUCGCCGCGGUUCGUGGUCUUCGAUGCUUGCGCACCCUGGGGCCUCAUCCUGUCGCAGGUUCUUCGUGUAUCCGUCGUGAGCUGCAUGCCAGCGCUUUCGACGCCAGCGGCUGAGCGAGACAAUAGUUUUGGACGCCACGAGCGCUGCCCUCAAAGCAGAGUACCAGGUGGAUUUCAAUCACAAUCACUCCUACCAGCUCUAUGCACCGUACAGCAUGAUCACUUCUUCCCGCUGCUGGCAUCUUGCUCAUGAAGAGUUCGCGCGUGAUCAACUCCACUACUGGGGUGCACUUACUCAAGAGGCUUGCGCCAUUCCGCC